GUCGCGUUUCGUCUCGCCAGAGUGAAGCAAGACUUCACAUCGCUAAUGGAGAACAAACUGACACCCUGACCGUGUUACUGCUUAUUUAAUUUCCUGCACAUAUAACACAGUGGUUUUGUCUCAAGAUGGCAAGUUACAACAGAUGCCACUAUGACCAGCCUAUGGGCUUCUUCUACAACAACAGCAACAUAACCACAACCGAGUGGGACCGAACGCAGCUCAUCCUGGUUCAAUGUGCUGGAUCCAUUUGCUGUGGUUUCAUCUUAGUGGCUAAUGCCCUGGUCAUCACAGCGGUGAUAACCAACCGGAGGUUUCACUACCCCUUCUACUAUCUCCUCUCCAACCUCGCAGCCUCGGAUUUUCUCGCCGGCAUCGCUUACGUGUAUCUCAUGUUCAACACGGGAAAAGUAUCUCACGAACUGACAGUACAGGUCUACUUCUUUCGGCAGGGUCUACUCGACAUAAGCCUCUCGGCGUCCCUGGCCAACCUUCUGGUGAUCGCCCUGGAGCGCUACAUCUCGGUGAUGAACUGGAAGAUUCACAGUAAUCUCACCAAACGUAGAGUGACCCUCCUGAUCAUCCUUGUGUGGGGUAUCUCCAUAUUUAUGGGCACCGUGCCUAGUUUGGGCUGGAACUGUAUUUGUAGUCUGGAUUUGUGCUCUAAGCUGGCGCCCAUCUUUAGCCGGAGCUAUCUGAUCUUCUGGUCUGUGUCCAACUUGGUGCUUUUUCUCAUCAUGGUGUGCAUUUAUUUGAGGAUAUACAUCUAUGUGAUGAGGAAGACGGUGGUUUUGAAGGCUCACACGUCUGGAUCUAUAAAUCGCAAGAGGACACCGGUCAAACUGAUUAAAACAGUGAUGACUGUACUGGGAGCGUUUGUCAUCUGCUGGACCCCUGGGCUUGUGGUUCUUCUCCUGGACGGACUCAACUGCGAGCGAUGCGAAGUCCUCAAGUUCAAGCGUUGGUUGCUCCUCCUCGCCGUCCUCAACUCUGUCAUGAACCCGAUCAUCUACUCUUAUAAAGACGAGGAAAUGUGGACCACCAUCAAAAACUUGAUGCGUUGUGUUUGCAGCGGAACGAGACGUCAGAGGUCGUCCAGGGCCAACAUUCAACGCAACUCGGGCCAUGAGACAAGUACCAGCCUCAAGGAGAACACGACGGAGGACAGCAAAGUGUCCACACAGGAGAUGCUGACGUCCUGAAUUUUUAAUAACAUGGCGCGGCAUUGCUCUUUAAUUCACUCACAGUAUGGAUGAAGUAUUAGUUAGACUGAUACUCAAAUGACUUUGAUGACAGCAUACAAAACAAAGUACUUUUUGUAUAUUUUAGGGAUAUUCCAACUGUUAGGCAAUGAAGAAUGAGUAAUGUGGGAUAUUCAGAUUGCCUGCAUGAAUGGCAAUGCACAACAUGUCAAAGCAUGUGCGCUACCCACCAGGUUACUUUUCUGACAGAAAAGUGCACUUGAGCAAAGUUGUGUUUUACCUCAGUAAUUCAGCUUUGGAGAGUAAUUCAAAUGGCAUUUUUCAGAACGCUGAGCUAAUUUUAUUGGUUUGCUGUACUUGGCAAGUAAUAUUUGUGAACCUGUUGAUUGCUUUUUCGUAUACUUGUCUUCAAUCCUGUAUGUAGUAUGCAGAUCAUGUUAUAUGCUGUAAAUAUUACCGUAAAGAUUGUUUUGUAACAUACUGUCAAUAGCAACCAUGUGAGAAAAAUGUGUCAGAAGUGAGUACACUUUUUUUUGUAAGAUUAAGUACAAAAAUAAGUUUUUAACACUUCUGCUCUUUUCAUGUACAUAGAGGUAGUUGCCUCAAAUGUACAAAAAUCUAACACUAUUCUGUAUACAUUCAGAUUAUGUAAACUGCCCGAUUUUUUAAUCCAAAUCAAGUAAUUGUUGUCUUUGAGAAACCAUUGAAAAGAUUCUUUAGCAUCUUUAGAUGAAUGCCAAAAUCUCUAUAACACUGUAAGUGUAACGCAUUUAUCAGACCAAAUAAUAUAUGCUUUGAACACUAAAUAUGUCUGCAUUUUAAAUUAUUUAACACCUGCAAAUCAGUGUUAAUUUUGACAGCAAAUUUUGAUUUAGUUUUAGUCAUAGUCUUUUGACGAAAAUGCAAUGUAGUUUUAGUCACAUUUUAGUCAACCCCAUCAUUUUAGUUUUAGUCUAGUUUUAGUCGACGAAAUAUGAAAAACAUUUUAGUCGAAUAAAUAUACAUUAUAUUUAGUCUACUAAAAUCUAAAUGGUUUAAAUCAUUUACUUGGUGUAAUUAAAUGUUCCAUACAAAGAUUCAACUGUUUUGACAUAAUUUACUUCACCUUAGAAUACAAUUAAACCAGGUCAUUACCUUUAUUUUUCAGAAAAGUUCAGUAACUAGAUAUGCAUUGUUGGAACGCAGAGUAUUAGACCAUGAACGACAUGUUCCAGUUCAUUCAGUCCCAUUUGACUCAAUUGACUCGUUAAGUUGGGCGUGUUCAUUCAACCAAUGAAACGCUCUGACAGGGCUCACACUCAAAGGCUAUUGGCUCAUGGCAUGCCUCUUUGAAGUAAGCGCUGCACUGUCUUUGCUUGAGACAGCAAUGAAUGAGAAUAGCUUUCAAAAAGACAUAUUAUAUAAAUUGUAUUACAUUUCUUUAGUCAUGCAAACAUGUUACAUACUUGGUUGGAAUGUACAGUUCGACUCACUUCAUCACUUCUAUAAUCAGUAGAGGACGGCGCUGGUUUCUUUUGGCUGACUUUGUUGCAUUUCACGUUAUGCAGCAGCUCGUGUUAAAUUAACAUAGGCAUAUAAAAACACUUGAGCUUGCCUUCGUAAUGUGUUUCGGGGUGACUCGCCUGCAGUCGCGCUUCAAGUUUGCGGCGUUUUACCGGCGAUCGUGAAGGAAAAUAAGACGCUUUGUAAACCGCGUGGAGACACCUAUGCUUUCCCUUCUCCCAGAGACUUCUCUCUGCCGUUUAUAUGAGAUAAGCAGCACAUGCGCGCAAUCUGAUGUCCGCCAGGUGGGACAAGAAUAUUUUCGUCUCGUUUUUAUUAGUUGACGAAAAUGUCAGUAUAUUUUUAUUACAGUUUUCGUUAUAAUGCAUUCAUUUUUAUUUAGUUAUCGUCUCGUUUUCGUCAGUGAAAACAUGUCGUUAACGAAUACUUUUCGUCAUAGUUUUCGUUAACGAAAUUAACACUGCUGCAAAUAAAUGGUAGUAGAGGUACACUGUAUAUAGAACAGAAAAAAUGUCCAGGAAAGAUUUAUAAAUGUGUUAAACACUAUCAUUUAAACCUAAACGAGUUUGUAAAUGAAAGUGUCUGUAUAUAUUAUUUUACAGUAUUCUUUGACCAAAAAUAAAAGAUACAAAAAUACUUAAAAAUAAGUAAAUGUCUUUUUUUUCUCUGGUAAACAGGGUAGGGUAGUACCAUUACAGAGUUUAUCCUUACAUCUUAAGAGCCACUCCCUAAUGUACAGACAUCAUAGGCUAAAUACAGCUCAU
Molecule: messenger RNA, 3466 nt
Organism: Triplophysa rosa
Lineage: Eukaryota; Metazoa; Chordata; Actinopteri; Cypriniformes; Nemacheilidae
Gene: lpar3
Product: lysophosphatidic acid receptor 3
Exons: 3
Coding region: 126-1199 (357 amino acids)
Biological process (GO): G protein-coupled receptor signaling pathway
Cellular component (GO): membrane
Molecular function (GO): lysophosphatidic acid receptor activity
Source: RefSeq, a predicted model, not a curated record